This is a messenger RNA of Durusdinium trenchii, 1643 nucleotides long. NCBI's taxonomy places the organism in Eukaryota, Dinophyceae, Suessiales, Symbiodiniaceae. The record is from the annotation of a GenBank genome assembly.
CUUUCCGAUUAAUUCAGCCAAUCAUAUUCCGCUCACUGACUGUAUCAGCCUUUACCGAAGACGUGUUUGAAUCAUCCCCGCGCGACGUGUUCAGAGCUGACCCAUGAGUUCAGAUAUCCCGAGAAAGCAGACAACACUAGCCUAGCUCCUGGCUUGGCUUGCCUGGCCGCCUCCCUCAAUGGAGGGUCUGUAUCAUGGAGGCGCAGUCGCAGUGAUUUCAGAUCAAGAGCACUUCAGUGAGCUGGUGGCUGCCCAUCCCAAUCUCAGCUGGUCAAGUGCUUGUGAACAGCUGCGCGGCAGUCAGGGCAUUCUGAUCAAUGUAGACGAGACUGAUGGCACUGUGAAAUUGGAUUCGCUGGUUCAACGAGAGGGCCAAGUCGUGACUAUUGAGGCCGUGCAGUGGCUUCCUUUCGCAGCAGUGGUGCCAAUUGGGAAUGCUGAAAAGCUCGAAGCCGCUUUUGAAGAAGCGAGGAAGGCGAGGGAGGCGGCGAAAGCCAAGUCACGAGGGGCUGCUGACAGCUCUGCAGCCCAUGUCUCCACCGAGAGCUUCGAGGUCCCACAAGCAGAUCGGGACUGGAUGGCAGCUGGUCGAAGCUUUCCGUUUGAGUUGAUCGUGACCACCAUGACCGGCAACGAAGCGCGAGUGCAAGUGACUUCCUUGGCCGAACGCCUGGAAGCGGUCAGGGAGAAAGUGGCCCGGAAGUUUGGAAAGGUGGCAGGAAACGUGAAGUUGACCCAUAAUGGCUGUGUGCUCCCACAUUUUGGGAAGCUGGAGAAGCUGGCAGACGAAUUGGCCGUGGACCCAAGCCUUCAGGUGGUCUUUGUGAAGCGGCAGAUGAAUCCUCAGGUGGUCAAGCGGCUCAGAAAGGAGCAACGAGACUUCGACCUUGCUGGAUGGAACUUCGAUUUGGCGCCGGUGGAGGAUGAAGACAUCGAACCCCUCAGCGACACCUGGUCCGCCACGUUUCAGGGCCCCAUGGGCACACCCUAUGAGAACGGCUUGUUCCGCCUGAAGAUCCGGAUUCCGGAGGAUUAUCCCUUUAGGCCUCCGAGGAUCAACUUCGAGACCAAGGUUUGGUGCCCUCACGUCAACCCGAGACAUGGCUCCAUCGAAUUGGAUUUGUUGAGCGACCACUGGUCUCCGGCACUGUCCUUGGCCAAGGUGAUUGCUAGCAUCAUUGGCCUCCUCGAGGCUCCAUCCGAUGGUGGCUGCGAAAAUUCGGAUGCUAUGAUGCAACUGCGAGAGUCAUGGGAUGCAUUCAAUCAGAAGGCGCGGGAAUGGACCAGGAUGUAUGCUUCGUGAAAGCCGGUUUGGGCUUCAUUUCAUCCUGGAACCCAUUGAUAAGGCUGAAAAUUCGUACCAGAACGCUGCUGGGAUGGCAGUUUGCCUCCCAGCUGCCUUGCAGCUUCUUUGUACAGGUUCAAGCUGCGACUUCGGAGCUGCCACAACACUUUGAGAAUGCUGAUCGGUGAAAGAGGAUAUUUAUGCAAGGGAGAGAGCGAGGGAGGAAGAGAGUGAGGCUUGCCCUGUGGACAUUGGCCAGACUUCCAACACCUCAUGACUAUGGAGAGGGUUCACCAUCACCUUCAUCCUGCUGCUUUGUUUGCCUCCCUUUGCUGAAGCAUCACGGAAGGACAUGAAG